CUUUUCCACCUCCUUCCUCUUUGUCGUUGUGAUCGCAGUCGUCUUUGAAUCGGCAAGAUGAGACAAUCGUUGAUUAGCAGCGCUGCGCUCAUUGGAGCUGCACAAGCGCUCAACUACACUUGCACACCGAGCGCGAUCCAAGCUGUCCUGCCGAAAGGUGCCAAUGUCAACUUCGCGCAUCCUGUCGCAACAAAUGGCACUUUUGAGACACCAAAUGGCGACACAGGAUACCCGAAUAGCCCACCUAAUCUGCCUGCUUUAUGUGCUGCAUCCAUCCAGGUCAAGUCAGUUGACAACACUACUUUUGGCUUUGGCAUCUUCCUCCCUGAAGAGUGGAAUGGCAGAUUCUUAGCUGUUGGCAAUGGCGGCUUUGCUGGUGGCAUCAACUACCUCGAUAUGGCUGCUGGAGUCCGUUAUGGAUUUGCCGCGAUCUCAACUGAUACUGGUCACAAUUCGACUAACAGUAAUGGCACCUGGGCCUAUAAUCAGCCGGGCAACGUUGAAAACUGGGGCCACCUUGCUAUGCACGGCUCCGUGGUCGUCGGAAAAGAGAUCACAGCCGCGUACUACGAGCAGAACGUCACAUACAGCUACUACUCUGGAUGCUCUACUGGUGGUCGUCAAGGUCUGAAAGAAGCAGAAUACUACCCCGAGGACUUCGACGGAAUUGUAGCGGGCGCCCCUGCGUGGUGGACCAGUCAUCUUCAGCCAUGGACAUUACGCAUUGCGCUUUACAAUCUUCCUACCACUGCUGAUUAUCACAUUCCCGCGGCGUUGUUCUCGACCUUGAACGCAGAGGUUAUCAAGCAGUGCGAUCCUCAAGAUGGAGUCGUCGACAACAUCAUCUCGGACCCUCAGGGCUGCAACUUCCAGCCUACAACUCUGCUCUGCGGCUCAAGCAGCACCGCCAACGCCUCUUCUUGUCUCACAGGACCCCAGCUUGACACUGUUUAUAAUAUCUUCAGCGACUAUGUUGGCGAGAACAACACAUUCAUCUUCCCAUCCUUCUACCUUGGUAGCGAGGGUCAGCCCAUCUUCUUCUCUGGCAAUGCGCCCAACGCGCUCGGCACCGGAUACGUCCAGUACUUCCUUGGUAAAGGGCCUCAGUGGAACUUCACAGACUACAAUGACGACAUUGUCGCUCUGUCUGAUGCGAUCAACCCCGGAAAUGCAACUGUAGGUUUCGAUCUGUCUCGUUUCCAUGCCAAGGGCGGCAAAAUUAUGUCAUACCAUGGCAUGGCUGAUCCACUCAUCCCGACCGGCUCGACUCCAUAUUUCUACGACCACGUUACUCGAACCUUGAAGCCGCAGGGCAUCAAUGUUGACGAGUUUUUCAAGUACUUCCUCGUUCCUGGCAUGGGCCACUGCUCUGGUACCCAGACUAGCAUGAAUGCGCCGUGGUAUUUCGCUGGUGGUAACCAGCAAGUUGCUCUCGCCAACGAUAUCUACAGCGUUCCUGGAUUUGAGGACGAAGAGCACGAUGUGCUGAAGGCCAUGAUGGCUUGGGUCGAGGAGGGCAGAGUACCUGAGUACAUCAUUGCCACUAAGUAUAUCAAUGAUACCACUCACGAUAAGGUGCUGCGACAGAGGCCUCUCUGCAUCUACCCCAAGCAAGCUAAGUACACCGGCGAGGGUGAUGUGGACGAUGCUGCGAAAUGGGAGUGCAAGGCCCUGUACUAAAGUCUGUAAUCUUAUGGUAACAAUCGAGGCAACGUACGAUCGUAUUUGUCAACUUACACGAUAGUCUGCAUUUGAUAUGCUGUUGG
This is a messenger RNA of Didymella exigua CBS 183.55, 1766 nucleotides long. Its product is annotated as tannase and feruloyl esterase. The transcript has 2 exons. The record is from RefSeq and is a predicted model, not a curated record. Bases 58 to 1680 code for a protein of 540 amino acids. Lineage: Eukaryota; Fungi; Ascomycota; Dothideomycetes; Pleosporales; Didymellaceae.